AUGCGGUCCUCGAUUCACUUGAUUCCCCUCCUGGGAGGUUUGCGUUCUUUGGCAGAGGCAAAGCCGCUGGAUCAGCCUUCUGUGACGUUCCUGUCCCCUUCGGAGGUCAGCCCAGGAAGUGCUCAUAACGUCGUUAUUGAGUAUGGCGGCAGUGCAGAUGGUGAAAUCACGAUCACCUACGACUCAUGCGACGGUGCUGCCGUCGUCUCGGACGCGAAGCAGCGUCUCGGCACAACUCAUGUCGGUGACCAUCCUCUAGCUGCGCGCCACAUGGACCAUGAGGACAGGCGGCCAACCAAGUUUGUCUGGUUGACACCCACCGACACGGAUGGCGGGUGUCUUCGUGCGUUCCUCAAUGGUGAGCUAGUGGGGCAAUCCGAGGAUCUUCCAGUCACCAAGCGCAUGGCUCGACGAAGCGCCAAACGAUCGUUCGCAGACGUGGGAGGAGACGACAGCAUGUGGUUCAACGGCGUGGCCUACCUGGAGCAGAAACAGCCUGAUGAGGCAUUUGUCGCCGCGGCAAAGAACAAGUCGUUCGGUAUUCUCGGUGCCGGUAUGUCUGGACUGAUGUCGUCUCUACUCCUGGACUCUGUUGGUAUUCACAAUUGGAAAAUCUUGGAGUCAUCUGAGCGUCUCGGCGGCCGCUUCAGGACUAUCUAUCUCAACGGUACCUUCCCCGAGGAAGGUCAAUAUCACGAGCUUGGGCCUAUGCGUUUCCCGGUCGAGAUCACAGACUCCGAGACCAACGAGACCUUCCCAUUCAAUGAUCAACGCAUCGUUUUCCAGCUGGCCGACGUACUCAACGAGCUCAACGCUGGCAAUGAGUCAGUGCAAGUCAAGUUUUGGGAUUGGAUCCAAAGCUCUCCCAACACCCCUGUUGAUUCUCCGUUUCGACGUCCUGAUGGAACGUUCCCCGGGAAGACUGAGGUGGCAACCGACCCAGCCUACGCAAACCCUACCGUCUAUAGUAACGCCACUGCUGCUGCCGAGGCCAUUGCUGCUCUCGACAAGUUCAAGGGCCUCGACGCCGAACGAAUUCGCAUGUACGCUACGAACAUUUUCGCAGCUUAUAAGCAAGCUAAGGAAGACGGCAUGUUCGAUUAUUCGGAAGUCUCCUACCUGCGGGACGUCAUCAAAACGGACCUCAACACCACUGAUGAGGUUUCACCAUCCCACAUCUACUGGCCCAUGUGGGAAUACGAAACCGUUUACUUUCUCGCCACCAAGUGGGUUACUGUCAAGGGCGGGCUCAGUAGAUUGCCGGCCGCUUUUGAGCCUCUGAUGAAGGGCAGAAUCCAGUACGGGGCCAAGGUUAAUGGUCUGCACUACAACGAAAACAAGACUGUUUCUGUCACCUGGAAACCCACUGGAGCCGAGCCUUUCGAGACCCCUGAAGAAGUCGAGACCUUCGACUACGUAAUGAACAGUGUCCCACUUAACUUGUUAAAGUUCUGGGAUCUGCCACCCUACUCAAGCCUUCUGAAGCGCGCGGUUGAUCGAACCCUGUUCGGUAACGCUGUCAAGGUUGCUGUUCAGUUCAAGACUCGAUUCUGGGAACACCUCGAGAAGCCCAUUUUCGGCGGCUGCACCCGUCUCACUAAGCCUCAGCUCGGCCAGGUGUGCUAUCCUUCGUGGGACCUGAACGCCACUGGACCAGGUACUAUGCUAGCAUCGUACCUCUCAGACUACGAGGCUACCGUCGCUUGCUCCAUGUCUGAACAGGAGCACCUUGCCUACAUCAAACGGGCUCUUAUCCAAGUCCACGGCGAUGUCGUUGAGGAAAACUGGACGGGCAUUUCCGCUCGGCACUGCUGGGAACAGGAUGAACACCAUGCAGGAGCCUUCACCAUGCAGAUCUUCUCGCAGCAAGAUCUUUACCUUCCCGCUUUCUACCAAACGCAGUUCAAAACUGUGUUUAUCGGCGAAGCAGCUACUUUCAUGCACACCUGGACUUUCAGUGCCCUCGAGAGUGCUCUCAGGGGAACCGUUCAAUUGCUUCUAGAUAUGGGUCUAGUAGACGAAGCCAAGCAAAUUACUAAUACCUGGAUGGCGCGAUUUAUUGAAGUCUAG
Messenger RNA from Colletotrichum chrysophilum, 2070 nucleotides. RefSeq lists its product as uncharacterized. Gene Ontology annotation, molecular function: polyamine oxidase activity; L-amino-acid oxidase activity. Gene Ontology annotation, biological process: amino acid catabolic process. The transcript is spliced from 2 exons. The record is from RefSeq and is a predicted model, not a curated record. Lineage: Eukaryota; Fungi; Ascomycota; Sordariomycetes; Glomerellales; Glomerellaceae. Bases 1 to 2070 code for a protein of 689 amino acids.